AUGUCGACAACCAACAGCUCUCGAAGUCAAACUCGUCGUUCCUCCGGCAUUCUAAAGUCAGCAACUCAGGCUCCAAUGUCGAGUGGCUCUCCAUCAAGACGCACCCAGGAAGAGCCUUCUCUAGAAGAGAGCAAUUCUCUUUCAAUUUCUGAUCGGCCUCAUACAGCUCACCGUGCUCGAGCUAGCUCCACAUCCAGCCAGACUGUUUCAAGAACGCCUGCGAGAUCCUUCUACCAUCGGUCCUUCCAUGGCCAGCUAGAUCCUCCCCAAUACUCAUCCUCUGCGGGCUUGCGAGACCAGACUGCAGAGCUGGCUGCAUUUGCUCUGUCCGACAAUACUUCCUUCCCGGGAAGCUCCCCAUCAAGGUCUGAAGCUGCUUCAGAUGAUGGCUAUAUCGAUCCAAUAGAGGAAGUGUCGGAACCCGUGACUCCAGAAGGCUCAGAGACCGAAACCGGACGAACCGGUGACCCUGCUGUGUCAAGACUCACGAUGCUGAUACACAACUCUGCAGAGCAAGAAGAAGAAGAAGACAUUGGAAGCCCGCAAGAAGCAGGUAAAUCAACUCUGACCCGCUCAAGGCCCUCACAUGUAUCCGGGGCGACACAACCAGAUGAAAAUACAAGUCUCCUCGAUGGAGACCGCAAGCCUUCCUUGGGCUAUGGGGAAUUCGAUGACCUGGAACGACAGCAUUUAAGGAAGGAGACUUAUCGGCGGCAAUGGAGGAAAGCGGUGAACAACACACGGUCAUGCCUGUACACCAUCUCACACCCGAAGACCUGGGAUCCGAAAGCGAUCUAUCGAGAAGUCGUGGUCCAUCCAGUCAGCCUCCUCCCAGCAGUCUUCCUGGGUCUGUUACUGAACAUUCUGGACGCUCUCUCCUAUGGCAUGAUCCUCUUUCCAUUGGGAAAUGCGGUCUUCGAAAAUCUCGGCUCUGACGGUAUCGCUAUCUUCUAUGUCAGCACCAUUGUCUCACAGGUCAUAUACUCUUCAGGUGGCAGUGUCUUCCGAGGUGGCAUUGGGUCAGAGAUGAUCGAAGUUGUUCCUUUCUUCCACAAAAUGGCCUUUACAAUCCUUGCCAAAGUGGGCGACGAUGACCCCAAGUCUGUCUUGGCCACCACAGUAUUGUCCUUUGCCGUCAGUGCAAUCCUUACUGGUGCCGUCUUCUUCCUCAUGGGAGCGUUUGGGCUUGGCUCGCUUAUUGGGUUUUUCCCACGCCAUAUCCUCAUCGGCUGCAUCGGAGGUGUGGGCUGGUUUCUUGUUGCUACUGGUGUUGAAGUAUCAGCCAGACUUUCAGGAAGUCUGGAGUACAACUUCGAGACCCUCAAACAGCUGUUUCGUGCUGACACCGUCUUGCUCUGGACCAUCCCACUAUUACUUGCCAUCAUUCUGAUUGUUGUUCAACGCUUUGUAAAAUCAAAUCUACUGGUCGGUGGAUAUUUCAUUUCCGUUGCAUGCUUGUUCUAUUUCUUCAAAUUUGCUAUGGACAUACAAAUGUCGACUUUGCACUCCCAUGGCUGGGUUUUUGAUCCUCCGCCUGCAGGAAAUCCUUGGUACCACUUUUAUACUCUGUAUGACUUCAAGGCCGUCCAUUGGGGUGCUCUGGCAGACACCAUUCCUGCAAUGUUUGCAUUGACUUUCUUCGGUAUCUUGCACGUACCAAUCAAUGUGCCAGCUUUAGGCAUCUCCACCGGUGAGGACAACUUGAACGUCGAUCGUGAGCUCAUUGCUCAUGGUCUCUCGAAUUGCGUGAGUGGGCUCCUUGGAAGUGUGCAGAACUACCUUGUGUAUACCAACAGUCUAUUGUUUAUGGAUAGUGGAGGUAACGAUCGCCUCGCUGGGCUGCUGCUUGCAGCCUGUACUCUAGGGAUCCUUUUGGCAGGACCUGUUGUCAUUGGUUUCAUUCCUAUUAUGGUUGUUGGGGCUCUGAUUUUUCUCCUCGGGAUUGAACUGCUUGAGGAAGCCUUGGUUGGUACCUGGGGCAAGGUGCACAAACUGGAGUAUGCCACCAUUGUCCUGAUCGUUGUGGUCAUGGGCGUUUGGGAUUUUGUCAUUGGUAUCCUGUUCGGAAUCUUACUGGCAGCUGUGAGUUUUGUUGUACAGACUUCGCGCCGAACCGCCAUUCGAGCAACCUAUUCAGGCGAAGUUGCGAAAUCAUUGGUCAGAAGACCGCCGGUUCAGCUCAACUUCCUCAAGGAAGCUGGUCAGCAGAUUUUCCUCAUCAGGCUGGCUGGCUUUUUGUUCUUUGGAACCAUCGUGGGCGUUGAAAAUCGCAUCCGGGCACUGCUCGAGGACGAUGCUUUCAGGGAUCGGCCGCUGAGAUUCUUAAUACUGGACAUGGCUCAAAUCAACGGCAUCGAUUUUUCAGCUGCAGAAGCAUUUACGAGGAUCAAUCGUUUGUUGCAAAAACGAGGAGUGCAACUGGUUGUCAGUUCCUUAGACGUCGACGGAGAAAUUGGCCAAGCAUUGGGAAAUGUUGGCCUUUUCGAGGAUCAUCUGGAGGUGGAAAUCUUUGCAGAUCUCAAUGUAGCAUUGGAGCAUUGUGAGAAUAAACUUUUGACUGCGCUCUACCGACAACAAGAGCAACGACGAAGCAAAAGAAUUGCUUCACACCUUGACGUUCCCAGAAGUCAAAGCCAGGAUCUGUCUCAAUCCUACAAGGCCGAGUUCAUGGGCAGCUCCCCUCGGCGGAAUCUCCUACACCAGGCGGCUCAGACGACACUUGAUGCUGAUAUUUCCACGACAGGGAAAUGGCAUUCGUUCAAACAACCACUUCCGUUGUUAUUACAGAUAUUGGCAGAUUUGUCUGAUAGGAAUGAGGACUUCUGGCAUCGAGCGACUCAAUAUUUCGAACGGGUGGCGUAUCCCAAAGGUUCGACUCUCUUCAACGUGGGGGAUCGAGCAAACCAGUUUUAUAUGCUUGAAGAGGGUAUCCUCCGUGCUGAUUAUGACCUACCUCAGGGCAAAUACUCGGAAUUGAUAGUAGCAGGGCGUCCAUGCGGAGAGCUGCCGUUUUUUUCGCAGACACUCCGAACGGCGAAGAUGGUGGCGGAGAAGGAUUGCGUUAUCUGGCAAAUGGAUCUCAAGAGAUGGAGUGAUAUGCAGGCGAGGGAUCCUGAUGUGGCACAGGAGUUACUGAUCAUCACUUUGAAGCUGACCAAGGAGAGAAUGGACGCCAUCACCUCCUACGUCCUCACUUCCGCGAGUUAA
Exophiala aquamarina CBS 119918 is the source of this 3207-nucleotide messenger RNA. RefSeq lists its product as uncharacterized. The record is from RefSeq and is a predicted model, not a curated record. Gene Ontology annotation, cellular component: membrane. Bases 1 to 3207 code for a protein of 1068 amino acids. The transcript has a single exon. NCBI's taxonomy places the organism in Eukaryota, Fungi, Ascomycota, Eurotiomycetes, Chaetothyriales, Herpotrichiellaceae.